Molecule: messenger RNA, 1782 nt
Organism: Taeniopygia guttata (zebra finch)
Lineage: Eukaryota; Metazoa; Chordata; Aves; Passeriformes; Estrildidae
Product: homeobox protein CDX-1-like
Biological process (GO): animal organ morphogenesis; anterior/posterior axis specification; embryo development
Cellular component (GO): nucleus
Molecular function (GO): DNA-binding transcription factor activity, RNA polymerase II-specific; RNA polymerase II transcription regulatory region sequence-specific DNA binding
Source: RefSeq, a predicted model, not a curated record
GUAAAGGGACAUCAGGGCUAGCAGGAGUCAUUUAUAGAGCCAGGCUGGGCUAGAAAAGAGAGAAAGAAAGAGGAGGGGAAGGGAGAUCAAACAAACCCUGCGAGGAGCAGGAUGUCCCAGCAAGACAAAGGCAGGCUGUGAGCAUCAUGUACGUGAGCUAUCUGUUGGAUAAAGACACCAGCAUGUAUCCGGGAUCCGCAAGGUGCACCAGCAACAACCUGCCCGUGCAAAACUUCGUGUCUGCUCCAGCCUACUCCGACUACAUGGGAUACCACCCUGUGCCAGCCCUGGACACCCACGGGCAGCCGGCGCCAGCCUGGGGCUCCCACUACGGCCCCCAGCGCGAGGACUGGAGCGCCUACGGCCCAGGCCCUUCCAGCGCCGUGCCCGCUGCCCACAUCAAUGGCUCGUCCCCUGGCCAGGGCUCCUACAGCUCUGCUGAUUACAGCACCCUGCACCCCGCUGCUGCUGCGGGGUUACCUCCUGUAGAUACAAUUAAUGCCCAGCAAAUCUCUCCCAACAGCCAAAGGCACAGCUCUUAUGAGUGGAUGAGGAAAACGGUGCAAUCCACUUCCACAGGCAAAACAAGAACGAGAGAGAAGUACCGAGUGGUUUACACAGAUCAUCAGAGAUUAGAAUUAGAGAAGGAGUUUCAUUACAACAGAUACAUUACAAUCAGGAGGAAGUCUGAACUUGCUGCAAACCUAAGACUUUCCGAGAGACAGGUGAAAAUCUGGUUCCAGAAUCGCAGAGCCAAAGAGAGAAAAUUAAUGAAGAAGAAAAUGACUCACUUUGAUGGCAGCAGCCUGGGCUCUCUGCAGAGUGACUCUGGCUCCGUGAGCCCGAUGCCAGUCCCUGACGCACAGACUCACUCGGAAAUGCCCGGUUCUCUAUUCGCAGCGCCGCCUCCGCCGGCCGCGCUCCCCAUGGGCGCUUUGCAGCACGGAGGGAGCCUGCAGCAGGUGGUGGCCUCGCAGUGAGCCCGCGGGGGAGCCACGGUGGCACCGAGCCCACGGAGCGGUACCGGAGCACUACAGCACCCAGGCAGUGACACAGCCUGGGGCACACAAGCUUCAAGGACACUGAACCAAGAGCCACCUGCCAGGUGUGCAGCACAGCACGAGCUCCCAGGGGCCAUGGAACUGCAGGAGUCCCUCGGGAAGGGGAUGCCUGUGCCACAAGGAGCCCUCCGGCCUGGAGCAGCUGGGGAGGCGCGGCAAAGGAGAGCCCAGGAGCAGCCACAGCCACUUGUUCCACUGCAGACACAAAAAAAAAAGCACAAAACUUGGCCCAGGAAAUCAGUCCCACACUGCUGAGGCAGCUGUGCCCAAGUGUCUGUCCCCUGCCCUCAGGAAAAGAGAAUAUUCCUGCUCCUUUGAUCUCCACAGGUUCCAUGUACUGAUCCCACUUGUGGACUUUACACAUGCAUCUUGAGAAAUGCAAACCUGGCUGAUGUGUUUUGUCCCGCUUGAUGGAAAGUCUGGAGCCGGGUGGUUGCACUCACUACAUGUUAAGGGCAAAGGUCAGGGAUGAGCUUUUUGGAAUUUUUUGGGGUUUGACAGGUAUGAUUUCCAAUGCUCCAUACACUGGUAUAAACAGGCACUCUUCCGUCUUACUGUAAAUGUUUUGAAAGCAUUCUGGAAUUGCUAAUCUUGGCCCAAGUUCAUUUUUGGACAAAGAAAAUUCAUGUCAGAUUCAUUUUGGAUCCUAAAAGAAAGAGCAAAGAGGGGCAGAAGUCCUUUUAAAAAGCGUAAGUGUUUCAAAAAGUGACUGCAUUUCAUG